Messenger RNA from Drosophila obscura, 1003 nucleotides. Its product is annotated as actin-binding Rho-activating protein. The coding region runs from base 137 to 661 and encodes 174 amino acids. Gene Ontology annotation, molecular function: actin binding. The transcript is spliced from 2 exons. NCBI's taxonomy places the organism in Eukaryota, Metazoa, Arthropoda, Insecta, Diptera, Drosophilidae. The record is from RefSeq and is a predicted model, not a curated record. Gene Ontology annotation, biological process: positive regulation of Rho protein signal transduction.
UCUGUAUUCGGUAUUUUGUAAUCUGUAUUUGUUUCGAAAUUAUGUUGUAACUGAACAUUUUCGACACACGCAAUAGACCAAAUUCGCAAUCAAAAUUCAUCAUAAAAAUUCACCAUAAAAAUUCACCAUACAAAUAAUGUCAGCCAAACAGGUCAGCUUUGAAGAGGAGACUUCGGUCUCGUCGCGCAUCACUCUGUUCAAUAAGCGGGCGGAGGAGCACCAGAACUGGAUGGUCAUCAAUCCCUUUGCCCACUACACCGUCCGGGAGAUGCCCAAGCGCUUGAUCCGCCAGGAGGAUUAUGGACACGCGCCCGCGGGCAGCAGAUCGGAGCAGAGGUCGCAGCUGGCCCAUGCCCAGGCGCUGCAGGAAGUGCUGCAGCUGUGCGAGGAGAUCCACAAGUUGGGCCAGCCCAGCCCCAAGACGGGACAGAUGGGCCUGUCCUUUGGCGAGCUCUUUGAGCGUUACACCAGCAUUUCGGAGAAGCUGAUGGGCACACUGCUGGCGGCUCGCAGGCAGGGCUAUGUCGCCUUUGAGGGUGAGACACUGUUUCAGGGCAAGGACGAGCAGGUGCCGGUGUGUCUGUUGCGAUCCUUCGACGAGCUGCGCCUGGAAAUCAUGGCCAAGGCUGAGGAUCUCACCAAAAAGGAGCACGUUGACUAGAGCACGCGCCAAGGACCCGUACACCCAGAAAAAGCUUAGGUGGCAAGGAGACCCCAAAAACUGUCACCUGAUUGCUGACCCGUGUCAAGCUGCAGGCAGCCACAAGCUUUACGUGAGGCACCUAAGCACCUGAGCACCUGAGCCUUUUCGCAGUUAAUUGAAUUAACAUCUUUGACUGCGCCUGCCCCUUCACCCAGACCCAGACUUUGCACUGACAACCCCCACCCACUCAGCAGAUCCUGUCACGUAUGCGACAGGAAGCAAGGAGCUCGCGCCAGUCAGUCUGUCUCUAACCAAAACAAAAAAUGAAUCACCCAGAGCAAAUAAACAAAUUACAGCAGA